ACACAGCAGGAAGAUGCCCAUGAGUUUCUGAUGUUCACUCUGGAUGCUAUGCAGCAAGCGUGUUUGCGUGAGGACAAGCCUUCAGAGCCUCAGGCUCAGGACGCCACCCUCAUCCAGCAAAUCUUUGGGGGGUACUGGAGGUCUCAAAUCCAGUGUCUCCACUGCCAGGGUGUCUCCAGCACUUUGGACCCUUACCUGGACAUUAGCCUGGAUAUCACGGCAGCUCAGAGUGUGAGCCAAGCUUUGCAACACUUGGUGAAGCCCGAACAGUUGGAUGGUGAAAAUGCCUAUCGUUGUAGUACUUGUCUCGACAAGGUACCUGCUUCCAAGACGUUGACUUUGCACACUUGCUCCAAGGUCCUGAUGCUGGUAUUGAAACGAUUCUGCCAUUUCACGGGCAGCAAACUGGCUAAGGAAGUGCAAUAUCCUGAGCGCCUUGACAUGCGACGCUACGCGUCUGGGCAGGACGGGGGGUCGCUGACUUAUGUGCUCUAUGCCGUGCUGGUGCACGCGGGCUGGAAUUGUCACAGCGGACAUUACUUCUGUUACAUCAAAGCUGGGAACGGCCAGUGGUACAAAAUGGAUGAUGCGAAGGUGACCGCCAGUGAUGCGACGUCUGCCCUGAGCCAACACGCCUAUGUCCUCUUUUACAUCCAGAAGAGUGAAUUGGAAAGAGAGCGUGCGAGUGAGCCAGGUGCUGGGGAAUCCACAUGCCUCCAGGCUGACCACGCAGGCACGGCUGCGGCCCAAGGGGGGCCUGAAACCGACCCCAACAUCGAGGUGCCACAAUUGGAGGAUCACGUGGAAGAGACACCACUGCCAGCAACCACGUUAGACCAGUGGAGAUUCCUCCAAGAAAGCCACCGUCCCAAGUCUGAAUUCAACCUCAGGAAACUAGAAUUUGCUCUUCCCCCCGACGCAGUCCUAAUUCACCAGUCCAAAUACAGAGAUGAGAUGGGAAAGGAUCACCGUGAACCAAGCAUCUACCGGCUCAACAGUUCAGCCAGGGACAUCCCACCUCAGAGGGCAACGGCCAUUCACCAAGUCCCUUGUCUCACCGGCAGAGCCAGAGCUACCAAGAGGAAGAACAAGAAGGGACAGAGGUCUCAGGAAGCAGUGCAGGGAUCCCACUACGGGCUUUGA
Acinonyx jubatus (cheetah) is the source of this 1143-nucleotide messenger RNA. Its product is annotated as ubiquitin carboxyl-terminal hydrolase 17-like protein 13. The annotation marks the transcript as partial. Gene Ontology annotation, biological process: protein deubiquitination; regulation of apoptotic process. Lineage: Eukaryota; Metazoa; Chordata; Mammalia; Carnivora; Felidae. The record is from RefSeq and is a predicted model, not a curated record. The transcript has a single exon. Gene Ontology annotation, molecular function: cysteine-type endopeptidase activity; cysteine-type deubiquitinase activity. Gene Ontology annotation, cellular component: nucleus; cytosol.